AUGCCCGGCGCUUUCGGUGCAGAACCUACGCAGUCCCAGAGCCCAGAAACAACCCAAGAGCAAAUCUCAGCUCAAAAAUCUGGCCAGGAGUACAAUGACACCGACUCUAGAGGCGACUCUAGACCUGGUGGAAGUAGAAAAGAUGCAGCCAAGAAACGUAUCGAGAACUCACACGGACACGCCCCAGGUGGAGAGGAUAAGCGUGGGUACGGCCAUACCAUCCUUAAGCUCGUUGGCGUUUCUACCUCAUCCUCCGAGGAAAGGCGACUGAUGCGCCUUAACACCGAGCUCAGAAAAAUAGAAAAGAAGAAUGACGAUCUUCAUACGAAAAAUGAGCAGCUUUCCGGCAGAAUUCAGGAGCUUGAACAGCUCGCUGACAACCGCAUGACGAUAAUCAAUCGACAAAAACAAGAAAUCAAAGUCAGGGAUGACCGACUAGCGCAAUUCGCAGAUGAACAACAAGGAUUAGAGGAUCAAAUUCGCACCGCCCAACUAGCAAUGAGCAAGAGAUCUGCCAGACCCAAAGUCGAUCUAGUUGACGAUGAGAGGACAAUCAAGGGAAACUUUAUGAAUCUCCACGAUGAAGUCAGGAAAUGGAGCAAGGCUUGGGGUUCAGCAGAUUUCUCUAUUGUCGACAAUUUAAGCGGCGAGGACAAAGGAAAGUUUUUAGAGCAGCUUGGUAAAGUCGUGGCACUUGAGGGUGGACAGGUUCCGCAUUCUCUGAGAGCUUCAGAUAUGACUACGAGAUCAUCUGUACUUUGCGUAUCAGCCAUGCUUGGGCGAUAUCUUUGUGCUCAUGUAUUUGAAGAUCCGUUCCGGCCUAUCAGACCGCUAGUCGCCCGCACUAUCACCAUGCUACCGGCCGCGGAUCAAGAUGAGACAAUCCAGCAGGAAAGCUCAAAACAAAAGAGCUUAGUGAUGUAUGAGGAUGACACUCUGAGUAAAGUGUACCACAAGCUAUCUUGCCUAAAUCAAGCAAGAGCACAAGUUUGGAGGAGCGACAUACUAUCCAUACUCGACCCAAAACCAAGUGAUGGAGCACCUGAGGAGGUAUACCGGGCACAAGAAGACGCAGAAAACCGACGCAGACAAACUGCUGCAGAAUUAACUGCAGAUUUCUUGGAUUCUCGAGUCGCCGUCCUACUCCCGCCGGUUGAGCCUGAAGAUGUUGCUAAAAGACACGAGCAGCUGCAGUCAAUUUUUCAGACAGCACUGGACAUUUCUGGGAGACUGUGGAAACAAUUAACGAUUGUGAAAUGUAGUUAUCUCGAGGAUCUCAACCAUGAAUCGUUUACCUACGAAUCGGACUAUAUGGACGCACAUGCCUUUCAUAAAUUAGGGUUAGAUGACGAAAGCGAAAAUCGUCUUGACCACCACAAAAUUCGUAUCGUUUGUUUCCCUACUAUCAAGGGGUAUGGAAGCAGUACUGGAGAAAACUAUCAUCAAGAUCGUGUCUGGGGGAAGGCUAUUGUAUGGUUGGACGAAUGA
Messenger RNA from Hyaloscypha bicolor E, 1488 nucleotides. RefSeq lists its product as uncharacterized. The record is from RefSeq and is a predicted model, not a curated record. The transcript is spliced from 2 exons. Bases 1 to 1488 code for a protein of 495 amino acids. Lineage: Eukaryota; Fungi; Ascomycota; Leotiomycetes; Helotiales; Hyaloscyphaceae.